UUGCUCAUUUUUAACCACUGUUUGAGUUUGUUCAACAGUUAAAAUAAUCGAAAUAUUACAUGUAUUUACUUUUUAUCGAAAGUAAAGAAAAAAAUGUGUCUUUUUGAUGGACUCGCGCCUCUGGUCUGGGCGCGAGCCGGCCGUAGGUAGCGCUGUUUCGUUCGGAGUCUCCGUCGGAAGAAACCAAAGGAGAAGAGAGCCGAGGGGAGGUGGAGUCGGGGAAGGGAGAAGAAAGGGGAGAGGAGGAAAACGGGGAAAGGCAGACACAACAAAAACGGGCCAGAACGGCGGAUGAUUUUCGCUCUGAAACUUCCAUUACAGCGAACACAAGAGCGGCGGCACGGGAGAUAAGAGCAAGAUGAUAACGCCCUACUUCCUAGAGAAUUUCUGGGGGGAAAAGAAUAAUGGCUUCGACGUGCUCUAUCACAACAUGAAGCAUGGCCAGAUUUCCACAAAGGAGCUGACAGACUUCAUCAGAGAGAGGAGUACUAUCGAAGAAGCCUACGCCAGGUCCAUGACCAAACUUGCCAAAACAGCUGGAAACUUUUCUCAACUCGGCACAUUCGCUCCAGUGUGGGAUGUUUUCAAGAGCUCGACAGAGAAACAGGCCGGAUGUCACAUGGACUUAGCGAGGAAACUGCAGGAGCUCAUCAAAGAAGUUCAGAAGUACAUUGAAGAGCAGGCCAAAGCACACAAGAAGACGAAAGAAGAGGUGGCACCGACCCUGGAAGCCGUCCAGAACAUCCAGACCAUCUCACAGAGCCUUCAAAAGUCCAAGGAGAACUACAACGCCAAAACUGUGGAGCAGGAGCGCCUCCGCAAAGAGGGGGCCACCCAGAGAGACGUGGACAAGGCUGGAGUGAAAGCCAAAAAAGCCACAGAGGCCUACAAAUCCUACGUGGAGAAAUAUGCCAACGCCAAGUCUGAGUUUGAGCAGAAGAUGGCUGAAACCGCACAGAAAUUCCAAGACAUCGAAGAAAACCACAUUCUGCAGCUGAAGGAGAUCAUCCGCUCGUACUCGGAGUACGUGGAGGAAACACAUGUUCAGAUCGGAGAGGUUCACAAAGAAUUUGUGAGGAAUAUCGAGAACACGUCGGUAGAAAGCCUCAUUCAGAAACUAUCUGAGAGCAAAGGAACGGGGAAGGAGAGGCCAGGGCCCAUCGAGUUUGAAGAGUGCAAUGCAGCCGUCGCAACAGAAGGUGCCAAACCAAGAAAAAGAAUUCCAUUUGGAAUCCCAGGCCGAAGGAAAGACAAAGACACGGAUUCCACGGAGUCCACAGAAGUUGAAGCUAAUAACACUGCUAAUGGUGCUCCCCCUGGAUAUUACGGGUCUAUAGACAUCCAGAACGCUAACGUUCCUCAGGUUGAUGCGGAGGGUUUCUGUAUCAGACCAGAAGUCAACGAAAAUGAUGCCAAAGAUAAUUCCUUUUACUCCUCAAGCGACUCCGACGACGAGGACGAGCCCAGGAAGUUCCACGUUCAGAUUAAACCCGUCCAGCCCAACAACGGCACGCACCACAACCGGGCGAACAUCGACGAGCUGAAAGCUUCCAUCGGAAACAUCAUCCUGUCUCCUUCGACCUCGGGGCAGAUGAGGAGGAACCAGUCCAGUGAUGAACUCGCCAAGUCCAGAGGGCCAACAUCCUACGAACUAACUAAUAACGACCUCCUGUCUCUGGACCCGCUGAGCCCGCCUCAGCUCGGCGGAGCCUCCUACGCGUCAGCAGACCUUGCCUCUAUCUCCCUUUCAAUCUCUUCAUCUUUUCUGACGAAUGACUCUGACGUCUUCCUGCCAGAGGCCGCAGUUGACUCGGCGCCGCAGCAGGAGCGCCCUCCCCAUCAGGCAGAGUGUCUGCUCUCCAAAGAAGUCUCCUCUUUCUCUUCAUCCUCCUCCUCACCCUGGCAGUCACCAGAGGCGCCGUUUCAAGCUCUCAAACCCGCCCCAGCGCGAGCUCAGAGUGCCCCCACCACCCGUCCCACUGAGCCAAUAGACCCCGUGAAAAGCCCCGGCGCCGCCAGCCCUCCGAAGAGCGCCGACACCGUCACGGCUUCGUCCUGGUCCCAGAGCCAGUGGACGGCGUUCAGCGACAACUUUGCUCCGGCGCGUCACCUGAGCUCAUCUGUGAAGGAGCUCCAGCCGCUGCGUUCAGGCUCCAGCAGGACCAGCAGCCUUCUGUGUGAUGAUGCAGCGUCGUGCCGAGAGGCCGGCCCCCUCUGUGUCACUGAUGUCUCCUCUGAUAGGCCGAUGGCUGCAGGCCCGUCAGGGAAACUGAUGAACGUGCCAGUACCAAACCGACCCAUAACACCCCUGGCAACCGGAGCCCUCAUGCCCCCACCCCGACCCUCAUCCAGGCCCAAACUUCCCACCGCAAAACUCACAGGAAUCAAUGAAAUCGGACGCCCUUUCAGCCCGCCGAAAACAUCCAGCGCCAGCCCUCCCCCGACAGCGCCGCUCGCCCGAGCAGAGAGUUCGUCCUCUCUAUCCUCGAACGCAUCGCUCAGUGCCGCAAACACCCCCACUGUUGGAACGUCUCGCGGUCCCAGCCCUGUGACCCUGGCAUCCCAAGAUGCCUUGCCCAUUGCCGUGGCCUUCACAGAGUCAGUUAAUGCCUACUUCAAAGGAGCUGAUCCCACAAAGUGCAUUGUGAAGAUCACAGGAGACAUGACGCUCUCCUUUCCCAUGGGCAUCAUCAAGGUCUUCACGUCCAACCCGUCCCCCGCCGUCCUCACCUUCAAACUGAAGAACGCCAGCCGGCUGGAGCAGAUCCUCCCCAACGUGCAGCUACUCCACAGUGAUCCUUCCCAAAGUGAUUCAGAUUCCAAGAGUUUCUGGUUCAACAUGCAAGCACUGACGUCCUACCUCAGAAAAUCCUCGGAGCAGAACCCCUCAGCUUCCUACUACAACGUGGACAUCCUGAAGUACCAGGUGCAGUCUGAUGGAAUCCAUUCCACCCCGCUCAACCUGGCUGUGUACUGGAAGUGUACACCGAGCACAACGGACCUGCGGGUGGAUUACCGCUACAACCCAGAAUCCAUGGACUCCCCGGGGUCGCUCACCAACGUACAGGUCUUGGUCCCUGUAGACGGAGGAGUCACUAACGUGCAAUCUCUGCCCAACUCCAUAUGGAGUUCAGAGCAGAAUAAGUGUCUCUGGAAGCUGAGCGACCUCUCCAGUAAAUCUGAAAAUGAAGGUGCGGGGUCUAUACGGGCUAAAUUUGACCUCUCAAACGGGCCGUCCAACCCGUCCACUCUGGCAGUCCAGUUCAUGAGCGAGGGCUCCACCCUGUCUGGAGUGGACAUGGAGCUGCAGGGCUCGGGAUACAGGCUCUCCCUCAGCAAGAAACGAUUUGCCACCGGGCGCUACAUGGCGGACUGCUAAGGAAAGAAACCCCUCAUUCGACACAAAACGCAGGGAAUGCGAGCGGAGCUGCAGCGGUUCACACAGGAAGCCAGAAUCUCACUACAAAAAGCAGCACUGAGUAUUGAACACUGUUGAUAAAAGAAUAAAAGAAAACUUAAGAUGCGCUUUCAGGAAACGUGUAGAUAUAAAGUCUAAGAAUUCUCUGAUCAAUUCCUUUUUGUACAGUCAAGAAGCAAUUUAUUGAUUAGCUAUAAAUCUAUUUGAAAUCAUAAAACAAGAAAAAAAGUGCACUAAUAAUCCUCCAAAUGCUUUUUUCUCUGAGAAGAAAAACCCUUUCUAACUGUAAAUAACAACCCAGACCUGCUUUCUUUACUGAUGUUUGUCUUUUUCUCUGUUUGUGUCGAUUAUGUGCAAUGAAGCGAUGAAGGUGGAAUCCGUCUUUUACAUCCCUCACAUGUCAGUCUGACCUUUAAAAUAACAUCAACAGAUAUCAGUGCCUUCUCUUCUACUACAAACAAUCACUUUCUGAAUCUGUUUUUCUUAAAGCCCUUUAGAGUUCAGGAGUCAAAAAUCCAGGGACAUUCGCACCAAAUGGAGCUUUUAACCACACCUCUGUGUGUUUUAAAUGUGCCUACAUUUUCUAAUUUUUUUGUACACCGCAGCACAGUUAACGGUGGCAGCACCGGCGUGCCCCCCGAUUGUGUUUUUUACUUCUAAUAUGUGGAUGUUGAAGGGAAACGCGUCUCAUCUUCCAAGAUAUGAAAUAGCGAUGGAUCUGUGAUUGACUUUUCUUUGUGCUUUGAUAAACUGUCACCAUCUGCCUCACGGCGUCGGCUCAGAGUGUCUGGAAAAAAAAAAAAAAA
Oryzias melastigma (Indian medaka) is the source of this 4224-nucleotide messenger RNA. RefSeq names its product FCH and mu domain containing endocytic adaptor 2 (gene fcho2). NCBI's taxonomy places the organism in Eukaryota, Metazoa, Chordata, Actinopteri, Beloniformes, Adrianichthyidae. Bases 359 to 3379 code for a protein of 1006 amino acids. The record is from RefSeq and is a predicted model, not a curated record. The transcript has 28 exons. Gene Ontology annotation, biological process: clathrin coat assembly; synaptic vesicle endocytosis; clathrin-dependent endocytosis. Gene Ontology annotation, cellular component: plasma membrane; cytoplasm; clathrin-coated pit.